Messenger RNA from Panthera uncia (snow leopard), 13720 nucleotides. It is a transcript of the gene RESF1, whose product is annotated as retroelement silencing factor 1. Lineage: Eukaryota; Metazoa; Chordata; Mammalia; Carnivora; Felidae. Gene Ontology annotation, cellular component: nucleus. Gene Ontology annotation, molecular function: histone methyltransferase binding. The transcript has 5 exons. Bases 450 to 5477 code for a protein of 1675 amino acids. The record is from RefSeq and is a predicted model, not a curated record.
CUGAUCGACCCGCCCCUGAAGGCGGACCGAGUUGACUUAAACUCAGGGGCCCGGGAGGCCCAGAGCGUCCUCCCCGCUUACCCGCGCUGGGCUCGGCGCCCGUCGGACCAAAGAAGUAUAAUAAACACUGUGUGAAGGGGGACUGACAUGCUUGGAGGGAAAUGGGAACAUAGUAGUAAAAGACUAACAUUGUACUUAAAACCCUAAAAGAUAAUUUACUGGAUCACAUCAUUAAGAAGUUCAAAUAGUUCAACCUUCAUGUUUGGCUGGAUCCAGUAUCUGAAUAUAAAGAAAGAAAAACUUUAAGACCCUCCAUCUUUGAGCUCUGUUCUUCAGCAUUGACUCCAUUCGCAGGCACACCUUUCUUCCUUGAGUGGCUCUAGCAUCUCCAGAUUCCUGACAUUCAAAACAACUGACUUUUAACACUCUGCUACUACAUCAAAUCAACAAUGAAUUGGAAUGCAAAACCAGAGAAUGUCACCUUACCACCACAUUAUCCUAAAAAGCCGUCAUCUUUUUUGGAGCAGGCUUUAAUAAAUACAUUUAACACAACAUCUCAAAGUUCUUUAAGCUAUCCUGGAAGUAACCAAGAAGCAUGUAUGUUUCUUGGAAAUUCAAAUCCAGUUUCACAGCCACUGCUAAACAUGAGAAAUUAUAUAGCUCCUCAGCAAAUCCCUAUUUCUGAUAUACAUACUGGGACAGUUGUGGCCUCACAAACGUCAGUAGAAAGAAUAACAUAUGCAAAUGUUAAAGGAUCCAAACAACUAAAUCACAAUUUGCAGAUGUCUUCAGGAGUUACCCAAAAUGUAUGGUUGAACUCACCAAUGAAGAAUUCUGUGCAUUCUCAUACAGGGGCAACUGUAUCUCAUCAAACUAGUUUUGGAACUAAUACACCUAAUGUACAUGCACUACAGAAUCAAUUUGUAACUUCAGAUACCUGUUCUGUGCAACUACAAAUGAUCCCCUCCAAUUCUCCAAGAGUUCCUGUAACUUAUCAGUGGACCCCAAGACUUAACCCAUCUGUAUCAGAACGACAGAUUGACUGGGCGCAACAGUAUACAUCCAGUGGACUGACUUAUCCAGAUUACAGACCUCUUCCAAAGCAAUAUAGUUACACAUCACGAAGCUCUUUGCAAGAUCCUUCCCUUCAGAAACAAAACCCUAUGCCAUCUGCAUCAUUGCAAAUUAAAAAUAGUCACCCUCCAGAUCCUCCACAGACUUUACAGUCAAAGCAGACUGCAACUGUACAUUCCUAUCGAUACGCAGUUCCUCACACUGACAAAAGGCCUCCUCCUCCUUAUGACUGUAGAUACGCAAGCCAGCCUUUGCAAAGUACUCAGCAUGUUAUUAAACAGGCUUCUUUGGAAGUUCCUCAGAGUCAAGAAAUGCACUUACCUGAAAUGAGGAAAGACUUUUCUAGAAGUUUUCAACAGCAUUGGCAAAACCUUAAUGAAAAUGUCAGCACAGUUGGAAAUUCCUGUAACUUGAAAGUAAAUAGCAGUGUCAUUCAGCCUUUUAAUGAACCUGUUAGAUCUUCUGUGGAUGGUGUUCAGACUCUUGCUCAAAAUAAUCAAGAGAGGAGAACAGACUCUUGUGAUCUAACUUCAAAUCAAGUAUUGGACACAAGUGUCACAAAAGAAAAGUUAGUGAGGGAUAUUAAAACAUUAGUAGAAAUAAAAAAGAAGUUUUCGGAACUUGCAAGGAAAAUCAAGAUUAAUAAAAAUCUUUUGAUGGCAGCAGGUUGUAUUAAAACAACUGAUACCUCUUAUAGUGAAUUAGCUCCAAAUUCUGGAUUGUCUCUGAAACAAACUGCCCAAAUCCGGUCUGGACCACAGGUAACCCUAGUGACUCCAGAGAAUAAACCACCAACAGUAAUGGAAUCUGCAAAAGAAACAAAUAGAGCAUACAGUACAAUGAAUUCCAACAUUCAGGACCCCAAUUGUGGAAAUUUUAACCAAGUAAAUUCUGUUUUACUAAAUUCUGUCUGUUCAGAAAAGUUUCCAAUGCCAGACCAGUUACAAGAUUUGAAAGUUAGGACUUCUUUAAAGGCAUCGACUGUUGAGAUUACCCAGGCAACCUUAAAUAACACCCAGAUUUCAUCAGGAAAUGUCAAUGUUGAGCUAAAUGUGCCGACAAAUUCUGAAACAACUUACGUUCCUCAGUCUGCGUCCUUUGAGGAAUAUGUUUCAAAAUAUCCAAAUAAAAAUACGCUAAUUCUCAGUUUACUUACGUGUAGAGAUAAACCUCAGGAGAAGUUGUUUAAAAAUGCUUGUGAAACUAUUCAGGGUUCUAAACCACAUAGUUAUGAAGUUAAUCCAAGUACCCAAAUCACUGGUAGCCAGCUAAAUUUGAAAACAGUGGAAGCUCCAAGUACUUGUAACACAAAUGCCAAGAUUUUAGAUAACUCUUUUUGCCUUGAGCAUAAAUCCUCAACAAGUGGAAUGCCUUCUAAAAGUGACAGUCACUUUUCCAUGGAAUUGCUAGCAACAUGUCUUUCUCUGUGGAAAAAGCAACCUUCAGAACCUACCGAAGAAAAACAGUGUAAUGAGUCAAGAAAAAAUAGAACAGCAGUUGGAGUUUCCAAGCCUGUGGAAACCUGUGAUAAGAGUCCAUUUUCAGUUGUGGGAAAUUCUCAGAAUAAGGUGUUAAACAGCUCACAAGAAACAACUUUGUCAAUGGUAGUACAGAAUUCUGAGUCUUCAGGCACAACCAACACAAAAGGAACAGAACUUCAGGUUGCUGUAGUGUCACCACUAAUUCUUUCAGAUGUCAAAACCUUGUCUGUCAAAGGAAUAACACCUGAAGCUUUAUCUGAAACAAUGUAUCCAGUUAUUAAAGAAGGCAGUGUUUGUAGCUUACAGAAUCAGUUGGCAGAAAAUACAAGUAUUACUGCUGCUUUGAAAGCUAAUGUUGAUGAACCAGUAGCAGGUGCUACGACAGACACCAAGAUGUUCUUACCAAUUCAGAAGGAAGAGCAAAAUGUGUCAACUAAUGCAGCAGACACACCUCAUGGCAAUCAAGGAAAGCAUAUCAAAUCAGAACCAGAUACCCAUUAUACUGUGAGUGAACAGCAAGCUUCAUACAAGCCAAGGAAAAGUGAUAUUGCUAGCGGUGAUAUGUUACAUAUUGAGAAUAUUUGUUCUCUUGUUGAAGGUGAUAUGUCUUAUAAUUCCCAAAUAGCGGAGAUAUUCAACUUGCCGCCUUUGAAAAGAGUUGAGCCACAGAAAUCUUCUCUCCCUAAGCAACAGGUGAUUAGUAGUGGACAACAAAAAGAACAUACAGACAAUGUCACUGAAAAUAAAGACUUUGGUUUACAAAGUGAUGAUUUUUUAAAGUGCACAGAUGCUUCACAUAAAAUAACUGACCAGGCAGAAUCACCUCAACCUCCAGAAUCAUCUUUGAAGCAUGUUAAAGCUAAUAGUGGAAUUUUAGAGGAAAGUGAUUUGGAACAUAUCACUAAAAAAGAAAGCAUGGCUAAUGAUAUGUGUUCAUCAGCAGCUAUCCAACAGGGCAGUUGCCCUCAGGAAGCUGAUGCAGUUUGCAAUUACACUGCCCAAGAUCCUACAAGAAAUGAGAUUCUAUAUGAUAAGGCAUCCAUCUUAUACCUACAUGAUCAGCUGUCAGAACUUUUAAAAGAAUUUCCCUAUGGCAUUGAAGCUGUGAACACACAUGAAGGUUCUGUGGCCCAACAAAUAACAAACCAAAUCCCAAAAGGUCAAACUUGUGAUAAAACUGGUUGUGACUCCAAAGACUCAACAGACCAAAUACAAAUUACAAUAUUAAACUCAGAGCAAAUGAAAGAAUUAUUUCCUGAACAUGAAGAUCAACUCUGUGAGGUAGACAAGUUGGGAGAACAUCAGAAAGAAGAACCUGUAAACAAAGAAGGGGGCCAGUGUGACCCACAAACAGAUACAGAUGAAAAGAGUCAUGAUUCUGUAAUGGAUUCAGAGAAAGAUGAUGUCCGUUGCUGUGCACUGGGAUGGCUAUCUAUGGUUUAUGAAGGAGUACCCCAGUGCCCGUGCAAUUCCAUCAAGAAGUCAGCUUCAGAGAAAGAAGGGGAAGAUAAAUGUUCUCCUUUGAAGAUCAACAGUUGUAAACAAGGAGAUAAAACUGAUAGAAAUGCCCCUGUUGAGUGUAAUAGUCCUCUAAAUAACAAUCCAGAGAUUCCUUUGACUUGUCCAGAUACAAAAAAUCAUCUUCCUGAAAUAGAAGAAAGCAAAAGUAUAAAUAAGCCCAAAACAAAACAUCACAAAUCACUGAGGACAGAACAAGAAUUAUCAGGUCAGUUUUUAUCUAAAGGUGAUAAAAAACUAGAUUCCUUGCAAAGUCACAAAAGGAAAGGAAAACUGAAGUUUCAUGAGAUAACUUUUCAUAGCAGUAAUAAAAUGACAAAAUUUUCUCAAGAGAGCCUGCACCAGAAGCUCAUGGCACAAAACUUACGUCCACUAAAACCAAAGGUGGGUUUUUUGACAAAUAAAAAUAAAGAUCUGUGUAUGAAGAAUGGUUCUUUGGUACAGUCAGUAUCCCCAGAGAAAAUAAAAUUGAAAGCAGGUGGCUUGAGACAAAAAGUUUUGGAAAAAAGGAAGUUAGAUGAUGGGGGCAUACUUGAUUCAAAGAUAAAGAGGAAGAAAUAUGAUAAACGAGAGCAUAAUAAAAAUAUGGGAGAUGGUACAUUUAAGUUGUGUAAUUUUUUGUCACUCGCAAAUGAAAGAGCCAGAGUUAAAGAAAAGACAGUAUCAAAUGCUAAGUCCUCAGGCUCCAAGGAUGUUUCAUCCAAAAUGAGUAGAGUUCUGACACCGAAGGAGUAUUUACAAAGGCAGAAGCACAAAGAAGCAAUGGGUAGCAACACAUCAAAGAAAAGCCAUGUGAGAAAUGUAACGUGUGAUUCUCAGUACAUGAAGUCCAGUAAACUUUCCAUGCAAGCAGGGAGUUGUGGGAAAUCAAAUGAGAGACACAAUAGUGUACAGGCUUCUAAAGAAUCAUUAAAUACUUCUUUAAGCCAUGCUAAAAACCUCAAAUUUCACCAUUCUGAGGAAUCUAAAAUGUGUAUUUCAAGGAAUGUUAAAGGGAUAGUUGGUGGAAAGCAACUUGAUAAAAUGUGGAUUGAUAAAACCAGAUUAGACAAAAAUUUGAACAGUACAGACAAUGAAGUUGAACUCGGCCAAAUGUCUCCCCAAUCAAAGGAUCAAAGGAAACUAUAUCUGAACAGAGUUGCAUUUAAAUGCACAGAACGUGAGAGCAUUUGUCUCACAAAAUUAGACAGUUCGCCCAUGAAGCUUAUUAAAGAGAGGAGACCAGAAAAUAAACCUCAGAGCUUCUUACCUGUGAAAGAUGCCACAGAAAGACCAAACAUGCUGGAGUUUAAAUUAUGUCCAGAUGGACUGAUUAAGAAUACAAAUUCUGAUGACAACCGGAAGGAUCUGCAGCCUUGUCCUAGCAAGGAGCAAGCACCUGUGCAAGGCCUAUCUAUAAAGUGAGAUGGCAGCAGGGAAGUAGGCUCUGCGUGGACCUCCCCUCACUUCUGCCUCUGCUGGGUACCCGUGUGCUGUGAGUCAAAGCCAUGCUGAGUUCCAGACAGAGCACGCCAUUCUCCAAGGAACUGAUGAGCUACUUGGAGGCAGGUGAGUACAUUGGACACUUUUCAUCAUGGAAGGAGCAGCAGUUUGUUCUCCUGGGCAUAGAAACAUAUUUCAGAAAUGAAUUAAUCUUUUCCUGCCCCAAGCGCUCCACCAGCACUAAACAGAAGACCAUACUCAUUGCCAUUUAUGUUCCAUACAUAUCACUUCAGACCAAGGAACUUGUUUAUAUGGAAGGACAUAAUAGAAUGGAAUUACACUCAGGAUACACCAACAUUAUCACAAGCUCCAACAACCCAAAAGCAUCUGGCUUGACAAAAUGGUAGAUUGGCCUGCUAAAAAUCCAGUUACUACAUUAGCGGAAAGAAAAUUACCUUACAGGAUUGAGAUGCUGUUUUACAGGAUGAAUAAUUGACUUAAAUCAGUAGACAGCAACUAUACCUUUCCCUCGUAGCUAAAUAUAUGAGCCCAGGAACCAAGGGGUGGAGGUCAGGGAUGGUCCUAUUCAGUCUUUUCCUUGUCUUUUAAAAAUUGAGAUGUGGGGCACCUGGGUGCCUCAGUUUGUUAAGUAUCCAACUUCUGCUCAGGUCAUGAUCUCACUUUCGAGCCCUGCAUUGGGCUCUCUGCUGUCAGCAUGGAGCCUGCUUCAGAUCCUCUGUUCCCUUCUGUCUCUGUCUCUCACCUACUUGUGCUCUCUCUCUCAAACAUAAAUAAAUAUUUAAAUGUAAGUAAAUAAAAAUUGAGGUGUAAUGCACAUUUACAUAGUGUACAAUUAAUUAAUUAUAUUUUUGAGAGAGAGAGAGAGAGAGAACAAGCAGGGGAAAGGGUCAGAGGGAGAGAGAGAGAGAAUCCCAAGCAGGCUUCAUGCCCAGUGCAGAGUCCAACAUGGGACUCGAUCCCACAAGAGUCACUCAACUGACAUUCAACUGACUGAGGCACCCAGGUACGACACCAUGAAGUGAUUUUCUUUAAAAUAUAUUCACAAAGUUGUGCAACCAUCACCACUAUCUGAUUCCAGAACAUUGUCAUUAUCCUUAAAAGAAAGCCUGUACCCUUAGUGGUGUCCCUCCAUUUCCCUUCCUCCAAGCCCUAGGUAAUCACUCAUCUACUUUCUGCCUCUGGGUUUGCCUAUCCUGCAUAUUUCUUAUGAAUGAAAUGAUAUAUAAUAUGUGGCCUUUGUAGCUAGCUCCUUUCCUUUGGUAUGAUGUUUUAAAGGUUCAUUCAUGUAGAAUGUAUCAGUACUUUAUUCCUUUUUAUGGCUAAAUGAUAUUCCAUUGUAUGGCCUUUCACUUUUAUCUGUUUUUUGUUUUUUUUUUUAAGUAAGUUCUAUGCUCACGGGGCUUAAACUCACAACUCUGAGAUCAAAAGUUGCAUUCUCCACCAACUAAGCAAUUAUUUUUCUGAACUAUAGCUCAUUGAUCUCUUGCAUUAGUGGAUUUUAAAAGGAGAAUUCUUUAAAGGAAAAGUGGAAAUUGAGGCUAUUUGCUUUAAUUUUUUGUUCCAGGAUAAUCUUGCCCAGGAAAAUAAAGACUACAUAACUUCACUAUUUGCUUUAGGAUGUGCUUGCCAGUCAGUGUAUCUGGGAAGAUCAUCUGUAGGAACAUUUGCUAUUAAGAUAACAGCUUGCUCACCUGGAAAAAAGCUUGCUUCUCUGACAACAGUUUACUUAUCGAAAAUUACUUUAAAUCCUCACUUUGCUGUCAUAAACUUUGCCAGUUCCAACCAGGUCUCUGUCUAGAAGGAUCUUCUUUAAACCACUAAAGUCUAGACCUUCAAAGCCUUAAUCCUUAACCCUUCCUUAAUCCACCCUCCUCCCCUCCUUCCCAGUCACAAUUGAGUCAAGGUGGCACUGUCCUCUCCUGCAGUAAAUUUAAUAAACUCAACUCUCAACUUUGAGUAGUUUUCUCUGGUGGUCUUAUGCAAAGUUGACAAAAUUUGACAAAAAUGACAAUGACUGGGCAUUUUUUACAAUUUGUAGGUAAACAAAAUUCUCUUGUCAAACAGACUCUAUGAUCUAAUCUUAGUUUCAUAUCUUACUUUCAUUUUUUUCUUAGUUCACUUACCUAUUUUUUUUUAAGUUUAUUUAUUUAUAAUCUCUACACUCAACAUGGGGCUUGAACUCACAACCCCGAGAUCAGGAGUCUCAUACUCUACCAAGCCAGCUAGGUACCCCUAACUGCUCACUUAUUUAAACCAGAUUAAAAUGACAAUACUUGUUUUGAGCCAACCAAAAUAAUAAAGAUCUGUGGACGUUGUUAAAAUCAGAUUUUUAUUUUCCCACGUAAUUAUUAGUAGGCUGUCAAUACAGCGUAAAUAUUUUUAAUCAAUAUUAAGACUUGUAUCUUCUAAGUACAGAAGCUACACAGUUACCUCUGAUUUUGCAUCUACAGUAUAUCUAGUUCCUUUAGCUUAAUGUGGUAAUUUAUGGGAAAUAAAAUGUGGUUGUGUUUGUUACACUUUGAAUCUUCAGAGUGGUGUUUUAAAAUAUUUUUUUAAUGUUUAUUUUUGAGAGAGAGAGUAUGUGAGUGGGGGAAGGGAAGAGAGAGAGACAGACAGACAGACAGACAGAAUCCAAAGCAGGCUUCAGUUUCCAAGCUGUCAGCACGGAGCCCAAUGUGGGGCUCGAACUCACAAACUAGAGAUCAUGAUCUGAGCCAAAGUCAGAUGUUUAACCAACUGAGCCACCCAGGCACCCCAAUAUUGAUUUAUUUUUGAGGGAGAAAGAAUAAGUGAACAGGGGAGGGGCAGAGAAAGAGGGGGACAGAGGAUCCAAAGUGGGCUCCACGCUGACAUCAGAUAGGUUGAUGUGGGGCUCAAACUAACAAACCUCGAGAUCAUGACCUGAGCCAAAGUUGGGUGCUUAACCAACGGAGCCACUCAGGUGCCACAGAGUGAUAUCUUUAGAUAAAAUAUUAGAGUAAAAAUAUUAUCAGCCCUCUGCAUAAGGUCUUCAUUGACUUGGCAUUGCUCCGAAGGUAAUUUCAAUGUUCUUCAUCCAAGUGAAAGGCACUGCAUUGGCUCUUGCUGUAGUGUCAAUUUUCAGGUCUCAACACUCCCCAUCUCUCUCACUGUUUCCCAACACCCAAGGUUCCCUCCUUUCUUUGAACACCCCCAAUUCCUCUGACAUUCAAGGCCAUCACAUUUGCAGUUCUAUUUCCUGGAACAUUCCCCUUGUCUUCAACAUUUCUUUCUGCUCCUCUAGGUCUCAUCUUUUAGAUGUCAACUUAAAUAGCACUUCCUGGGAUGCAUCCCAAGGCAUCCCAGUCUAGAUGGGAUAGUCUUAGUCAUAGUCUUCUUUGCACUCCACCUUUUCCUUCCUAGCGCAAACCUCAGCUGUAAGGAUAUAACCAUUUGCAUGCUUAUUCCAUGUUGUGUCUCCCACUGGGCUCUAAGUUCUCUGAGACACUUUGUUUACUGUACAGCACAGUGCCUUUCUCCUAGGAGUCCCUCCAUAGAUGCUUGUGGAACAGAUGAAUCAAUUUUUAUUUUUAUGUUUUUUAGAGAGAGAGCGCAAGCAAGAGAGGGGCAGAAAGAAGAGAGGGAGAGAGAAUCUUAAGCAGGCUCCACACUGGGCAUGGGAGAGAAACAAUAAACUCUCAGAGCUUGAUCUCAUGACCAUGAGAUCAUGACCCAAGCUGAAAUCAAGAGUUGAAUGCUUGGGUGCCUGGGUGGCUCAGUUGGUUGAGCAUCCGACUUCAGCUCAGGUCAUGAUCUCAUGGUUUGUGGGUUCAAGCCCCGCAUCGGGUUCUCUGCUGUCAGCGAGGAGCCCACUUCAGAUCCUCUCUCCCCCCCUACCCCCUCUGCCCCUCCCCCACUGGUGUCUUCUCUCUCAAAAAUAAAUACAAUAUUAAAAAAAAAAAAAGAGUUGAAUGCUCAACUAACUGUGCCACCCAGGCGCCCUGGUGAAUCAAUUUUUAAAACUCACUUUUCUACAUAAUUAUUCUUUCACUAUAGGAAAGUAUGCUAAGUAAAAUAAUUUUUUUUUUUGCUAAGUUGUUUUUUUUUUUUGCUAAAUUUUAGGCAAAUUACAGUUACAACUUAGCUAUGACUAUAUUAGGUAGAAUGACUUGAAGGAGUUCCACUUUUGUGGACCUUACAUACAAGAUCAAAGUCUGGAAGUCCCGCUGGGUGAGAAGAUUGAGUGGCUUCCUGUUUUCUUGGGUUAUCACUUUUGGUGACUUGCUCCCCUAACCAAUGUCCUCUAGUUCCUGGCUGCCUGCUCAUGGUAAGAGUCCAGUACUUCACCAGUUAGAACCUUCAUGAAGUAAGGGAGGCUUAUCAGUUUGAGCAUGCUGGUGCCAAGACUCCCAGAAGUAGGAAUAAAACAACCAAGAUUUAAGUUUCUGCAGCAUCUGGAGAUAUAAGUUCUCUUCCUUCAGUUUCUUCAACUAUUAAAAAAAAAAAAAAAACCAAAACGACAGAUUUAACUCCAUAAGUUUUAAAGUUUUUUUUUUUUUUAUUCCCUGAUUCUAAAGAGAGUAAGUCUAUAGAGGCAAAUUGGGAAAAUUCAAAAGAAAUUUAAAAUGACCUCAAAUCCCACUAUCUAUAGGUGACAAUGAUCAAUUCUUGGGUUAUUUCAAAUAGCUUGUGUGUAGGGCUACUUCCAGAGCUCUAAGAUGCAGUUUUGGGCUCAGUGAACAUCCUUAUAAGUUUACUUCACUCCAGUCUCAGUGGCUUUUUUGUAGCUCCUUGAAUGUUAGAAAUACUCUACCCCAGGGCCUUUGUACUUACUGUUCUUUCUGCCUGGAAAAAUAUCUCCUCAGAUAGCUACAUGGUACAUUCCCCGACCCUCUUUGUAUAGGCACUCAGAUGUCACUGUGAUAGUUAAAAUUUAUGUCAGUUUGAUUAGAUCAUGGGAUGCUCAGAUAUCUGAUUAAACUAUUUUUGGGUAUGUCUGUGAGGGUGUUUCCAGGAGAGAUUAGCAUUUGAAUUGGGGAACUGAGUAAAGUGGUUUGCCCUUCUCAGUGUAGGUGAGUAUUAUCUAAUCUGUGAAGGGCCUUAUUAAAACAAAAAGUAGAAGGAAAGUUGAAUUAGCUUUCUGCCUGACUUCAUGAGCCGGGACAUUGAUCUCCUGCCUCUGCUGCUCCUUAGUUCUCAGGUCUUCAGACUUGGACUGGAAUCUACCAUCAUGUGUUGGCUGUCAGGCUAUAGAGCUGUACCAUUAGCUUUUGUGCAUCUCCAGAUUGUACACAUCAGAUCUUGGGACUUCUUGGCCUCCACAAUCAUAUGAGCUAAUUAAUACCGUAUAAUAAAUCUCUCUCUCAUUCUCUCUCUCUUCCUAUCCAUCCAUCCAUCCAUCCAUCCAUCCAUCCUGCUUCUGUUUCUCUGGAAAACCCUGACUAUUACAGUCACUUUUCAGGGACACUUUCCUAGGCCACACUAUCCAAAGUACACCCUCAUCCUUGGGGCUCAUUCAUUUUUCCUCCUAGUAUCUAUCACAGUGUUUUGUUAUAUGAUAUGUUUAUUAGCUUAUUGUUUCUCUCCCUGCUAGAAUUUAAAUCUCUGCAAACAGGGCUUUGCCUUGUUUCUUGGUGCCUAUUUUUAUUUCUUUAACAAAAACUUAUAUACCAUUUUCUAUAUGCUAGGAAAUGAGUGCUUUAAAAUGCACUACCAUGAGUGCUUUAAAAAUAUGAACUCAUUUUGUCCUCAUAAUAAUGUUCUGGGGUAGGUACUUCUCACUAUUCUCCUUUUAUAGAUGGAGAAAUGGAAGCACAGAUUAGUAAAGUACAUAGUCCAAGGUCACACGACUAGUAAGUGGCAGAACUGAGAUUUGAACUGAUUAAGUCUGAUUCUAGAGUCUGUACUUUUGACCAUGAUUGUAUGCUAUGUAGAACAGUGCCAGGCAUUAUAGUAGGUAUUCAAUAAAUGCUAGUUGGAUGAAAAAUGCUUUCCUAUGAUUUUUCUUUGCACAGGUUCAGGCUAGUAUUUUGUUUCAAGGCAAAAACUGCAUCUCUGAAUUCUGUAUUUCAAGGGCCAACAUUGUCUCUCUCAGAUAGUCACAACCUGACUAUCAGCUAGUUGGAAGGUCAGGAUGAAAUCACUGCUCUCUGAUUCUAAAUCCUAGUGUAUUCUUUGACUCCUACUAAAUCUGGGAUCACAGACCAUUGGUGGGGGCAUCAUUCUAGCAUAUGAAUCAGAUCAAAAGAUUUGGAAAAAAAAGUUUAAAUUUUCUCUUCUGAAGGUAAAUAAAUAUAAAAUGAAAACAAGCAGGAGUGAAUGUUGGCACACAAUGCAAACCAACACAAAAAUUUAAAGUAAAACUGGAACAUAUAAAACAACGUUUUGCCUGGGGUGCUCCCCGUUAGCAAUACUCCUGCCAGUCAAGAGAAGCACAUUUACUGUCCUAGAAGUAAGACCCUAAGGAGAAGGUACUUCACUGGGAAUUCUGGAAGGUGGAGGACCCACAGGGGACAGCCAGGGAGAAAACAAGAAAGAAUAAACCUGAGCCACAAAACCAAGAGUUUGGGCUGUUACAGUUCACAGUGUGAGUCUUACCUUGUUCUGCUUCCCCAGUGGCGGCAAUGGAGAGGACAUUGUAAACACUCAACCAAACGGUUGGCCCGUUUUGGAUGAUUUCACACUUACAGAAAAUGAAAAAUAUGUGGCUUUUACAUUCCCUGUCCUUUCCCUAUUCCCUUCUUUCAGUUUUCUACCAAAUCACUGGGAAUCUUUUAUUAGUGAGCUGUACUCACUUUAUAGCUUGAUUUUGUUUACCCUGGGGCCAAGGACAAUUCCAUUUGUUUAAAGAGGCAGAAGAUAAGAAAAUGUAAGUGACUCCUUGUACUUGAGCCUGGCAUGAAGUCUAGACAGUGGAGCAAAUUUCAGGGUUAAGGGCCUUCAGGAGGGUGGCAUUAAUAAAUACUUUACUCAAAUUACUAAAUGCUAAAGCCAACAACAUUUUAAAAUUUUAGUUAGGUAACUACCUGCUCUCUCUGUCUUGCAAAUGUUUUAGACAGGUGUUAAGGAAGAGCCCUACUGGCUCAAACCAAGACUCUUCUUGAGUUAAUUGCAUGAAAUUGAAGAAAAUUGAAAGAUACUGUCGCACAGUGUGAUUUCUUGUUUUUUUCCCCUCAUAUUUAUACCCAUAUUUUGUGAAACAUUCCAUUGCGCAGUAAGAUUCCCACAGAAAACUUGUCUUAUAAUCCUUAGUUACAGAUGAGGACUCUUGAGAUGACGAGGGGGUGUGUAAUUUGUCCCGAAAACACACGGAUGGCAAAUGGAAGCAACAGAACGUGAACACGGGCAUCAAGAUGAACACUGCCCUACACUGCUGCUUUGUAUUUUCGAGUCAUGAGUAAAGAUAGAUGCCUCCUAACUUGAUUAACUUUUUACUCUUUACUCCUUUUUUUUACUCUUCUCUUUUUUACUCUUCUACUCUUUUUUACUCUUCUUCUUUUUACUCUUCUACUUCUUCUUCUUCUUCUUUUUUUUAACGUUUAUAUUUGAGAGAGAAACAGAACGCAAGUGGCAGAUGGGCAGGGAGAGGAAGACAGAAUCCAAAGCGGGCUCCAGGCUCCCAGCUGUCAGCACAGAGCAGGACAUGGGGCUGGAACUCAUGAACUACGAGAUCAUGAACCUGAGCUGAAGUUGGAUGCCCCAUUCUUCAGCAAUUUUAUACUGAGGAAGGAUUCAAAAGAGAGGCAAGAAUGUUCUAAUUCCAUAAGCUUCAUUGUUAUGUCUCCUGGAAAAAAGUUCCUUUUCAUCCGAAUAUGGCUUUUGAUUUCUUUUCCCCGUCUUUGUGAGUCAGUUUACUCUUGAUGUUAAAAAAUAUUUUAUUCAUAUAAUUUUACAAAAGAAAAUAAAAGAGUAACUAUAUUGCCAGAAACAUUUCUGAAAAGUCUUAUAAACUGAUUUUAAAACAAAACAAAAUCCUUUAAUUUUAUUAUGGGUUUUCAGAAUAUAUUUCAGCAAGGAUUGCAUUCAUGAGCCAACCAAGAAGUAAUUUGGAGCUGUGAUAAAAAUGAUAAAAAUACCUGUGCUCAAAAACUGCUUGGGAAUUGAAAGGUAAUCUCAGAGGACUAGGCUUUCAUAUGCUAAAUAGAACAGGAGGAACAACGCAAAUGUUCUUCAUCUGGUGAAUAGACAAAGCAAAACAAACAACUUGUGGUAAAUUUGUACUAUGGAAUGUUAUUCAUCAGUAAAAA